CGCAUGCGUAGAACUCCGUGCGGACGCUGCGUUGUGGCCGCCGUCAUGGCGCUGGUGUCGGCGGACUCGCGCAUCGCCGAGCUGCUGGCCGAGCUGCAGCGGCUGCUGGGGCACACGCAGGAGGAGCGCUCCCGCAGCGAGCACAACCUGAUCAACAUCCAGAAAACGCACGAGAGGAUGCAGACCGAGAACAAGAUCUCGCCGUACUACCGCACCAAGCUGCGCGGGCUGUACACCACCGCCAAGGCGGACGCUGAGGCUGAGUGCAACAUCCUUCGCAAGGCGCUGGACAAGAUUGCCGAGAUCAAGUCCCUGCUGGAGGAGCGCCGCAUCGCCGCCAAGAUUGCAGGGAUCUACAGCGACGCAGAGCCGCCGCGCAAGACGAUGCGCCGGGGCGUGCUGAUGACACUGCUGCAGCAGUCGGCCAUGACGCUGCCGCUCUGGAUCGGCAAGCCAGGCGACAAGCCGCCCCCGCUGUGCGGUGCCAUGCCGGCAGCCGGGGACUACGUGGCCAAGCCUGGGGACAAAGUGGCGGCACGCGUCAAGGCGGUGGAUGGCGACGAGCAGUGGAUCCUGGCUGAGGUGGUCAGCUACAGCCAUGCUGCCAACAAGUAUGAGGUGGACGACAUCGAUGAGGAGGGCAAAGAGAGGCACACGCUCAGCCGGCGCCGCGUGAUCCCUCUGCCACAGUGGAAGGCAAACCCUGAGACCGACCCUGAAGCGCUGUUCCAGCGUGAGCAGCUGGUGCUGGCGCUGUACCCGCAGACCACCUGCUUCUACCGCGCCCUCAUCCACGCACCGCCGCAGCGGCCACAGGACGACUACUCAGUGUUGUUCGAGGACACGUCGUAUGCUGACGGUUACUCGCCGCCACUGAACGUGGCGCAGCGCUACGUUGUCGCCUGCAAGGAGACCAAGAAGAAGUGACCCUCGCAGUUUGGGGACCUGGAAAUGUUCACUGGAAGAUUGCAACGUCCCUCUAGUUGACCCCAAAACACCACGAAGAGCUCAAAGCGACCGACCCUGUGGGCCCCAAAGUGACCUUAAUGACCUCAGAUCCAUCCGAACGGCCCUCAUCCGUCCCCAGGACCCCAUUCCCUUCCAGGAUCCAAAAGAAUGAUGCUGGGAGCGGUUCCACCUGUUGCUUUAUUGUGAAUAAAUUAAGUUAGAAAGCC
Tympanuchus pallidicinctus (lesser prairie-chicken) is the source of this 1175-nucleotide messenger RNA. RefSeq names its product SAGA complex associated factor 29 (gene SGF29). The coding region runs from base 4 to 927 and encodes 307 amino acids. The record is from RefSeq and is a predicted model, not a curated record. The transcript is spliced from 10 exons. Gene Ontology annotation, cellular component: SAGA complex. Lineage: Eukaryota; Metazoa; Chordata; Aves; Galliformes; Phasianidae.